UGUGAGGUUCUCACAGCGGAAAGAGUCUGGUCUGGUUCCAAACCGACGACGAUGUUGUCGAUUUAUCAGCGCAGAUUUGGACCGAGAUGAGAUAGCCUACAGCCCGCUGUUUGUCGUCCUGCCAGGACACCGCCCUUUUUUUAUAUUUCAAUUCUGCCACAUGUAGGCUAGAGUAUCACUUGUUGUUAAACGAGUGGGCAGUUUUAAAUUUUAAAGUAGCAAAGAGGAAGAACUGCGGACCAACUUUUUCCCAGAAACGGCGGUUUGUUUGUCACCGAAGCAGGAAAGGAUGUGAACAUCUGCAAUUGAGCCGUUUAAACGAAACGUAAAACGAUUUACUCCGCUCUUGAAAUGGAGCCAGUUGUAUUUUAAAUCUUCUACUUUUGACUUGAAAUACUUUGAGGACACUUCGGCUAACUUUGAUAUGGGAGACGUUCGGCAUCUGCGUCUGUCAAGUUAAAAGGCGAGUAGAACACAGAGAUGGAAAGGUCUUCUCUACUGACAGUGGUGCUAGUUUGGGCGUUUCUGUGGAUCUCUGCUAUUCAUGCAGAUUCCAAAGACGAUGAGAAGCUGUUGUGUACAUGCGAGAAUGGCAAAGGCACAUGCAUGAAUGGAACUUGCAAAGGACACAUCUGCUUCUACUCCUGGGUUCACGGCCAUGAGGAGAGGGGCUGUUUCUCCGAAGUUAUCUACAAGGAGCAGUGCUACAGCAAAUUUGAACGAUUGUUUAUGCACUGCUGCAGAGAGAAUCUGUGCAAUGCCUUCACCACUCCCCCUUCAAACAUUAAUGGAGAGCCGACACCAACGCCCCCAGAGCUCAAUCGUCCGGAGCUGUGGAUCACGUUGUCUUUGCUGCUGUUAAUCACAACUGCCAGCAUGUGUGGUCUGGUGCUGUUCCUGCGCUUCCGACGUGCACAUGGCAGAAAUGAUGUCCAUGGUGACCAUGAUGUCACCAUACUCAAGGUUCCUGAUGGAGAUGACCCCACAUACGGCGACAUCUUUGAUGAGUUUUGUACUUCAGGGAGUGGGACAGGGUUGCCCUAUCUGGUCCAAAGGACUAUGGCCAGACAAAUCUCACUUGUCCAGUGUGUCGGUAAAGGCAGGUAUGGGGAGGUGUGGAGGGGAACGUGGAUGGGGGAGAGUGUGGCUGUCAAGAUCUUUUCCUCUAGGGACGAGCAGUCCUGGUUCAGAGAGACAGAGAUCUACAAUACUGUACAGCUGAGACACGACAACAUACUGGGUUUCAUAGCCUCCGACAUGACAUCCAAGAAUUCUAGCACCCAGCUGUGGCUCGUCACCCACUUUCAUGAGCUGGGUUCACUCUAUGACUUCCUGCAGUACAGCAGCUUGGAACCUGAGAGCUGCCUCAGGAUGUGCCUGUCUGUGGCCUGUGGCCUGGUCCAUCUUCACACUGAGAUCGUCAGCUCCCAGGAAAAGCCAGCUAUCGCCCACCGAGACCUGAAAAGCCGAAACAUCCUGGUAAAGCGGAACGGCCAGUGCUGCAUUGCUGACCUAGGUUUGGCUGUGAUACACUCUCAGUCUCAUGACUACCUUGAUGUGGGCAACAACCCUCGCGUGGGGACCAAGCGCUACAUGGCCCCUGAAGUGCUGGAUGAGACUAUUCGUAUGGACGUCUUUGAGUCCUACAAGCAGACUGACAUCUGGGCCUUGGGCCUGGUCUUCUGGGAAAUUUCCCGCAGGACCAUUGUUAAUGGGAUCGUGGAAGAGUACUGCCCUCCCUUUUUUGACAUGGUGCCCUUAGAUCCCAGCUUUGAGGAGAUGAAGAAGGUGGUGUGCGUGGACCAGCAGAAGCCCAGUCUGCACAAUAGGCUCCAUUCCCACCCUAUCCUGUCGGCCAUUGCGAAGAUCAUGAAGGAGUGUUGGUACCAGAGCCCACCAGCCCGCCUCACAGCCCUGCGAGUGAGGAAGACACUCUCCAAACUGGACCAUGACAGUGACUUCAGCAUUGAGAAACUCAAGCGGGACAUCUAGACCAGAGCAACAGGAUGAAACACGGACAAACAAUUGAAAACGCCAGAAGGGAUUAUGCACCACAUUCCAACAGCACAAGGUGCAAAUCAUUAGCAUAUUUUGAGCUAAUGGCUCACACAGUCACUGCAUUCUAUUAAAACCAUAUGACUUGGAGCAGUAGUGUCUAGACUGGCUCCCAAGGCAAUUAUUAUUUUUUUUUUGCGUAGCCUAAUUUUCAUCUGCCAUAUUUCUGGUGCCCAACCAAAAGGCCCCAAAAAGAAAACUAUGAAGAUCAAGUUAUAUUUCUUUUUUGUAUUCAUUUCUUUAUGUUCAGCUAAUACAAUUUAUUUCCAAAGCAGAAUAAAUAAAACCAAAGAAUGUAUAGCCUGUUCUACACACACAGGGUUUUAUUCAUAAUUGUCUAAAUCCCCCAUCGUCAUGACAGAAAGGAAAAUCUGGCACAGCACAAUUACUCAUCAUUUUAUCAAGAAGAGGAGGAGGAUGUCAUUCUGGACUUUCUCUUAUAUACAGGAACAUUGCACAAAUGGGUUUUCCCAAUAAUUGCCAAAGAAAACUUGGAGGCCUUAGUGUUUGUUUUUUUUACUAUGAAUACAGGAAAUAUGUAAGUAAUAACAUGUUCAUACCGAAGCACAUUAACUGUUGUGUAAGCAUAUUUAACUUAUAUAAAAUGAGCCUUCAUUAUCUGCACAGAGACACAUUGAGCAGUUUAGUUGUACAUAUUCUAACAGCAUUGAAACUGUUGUCAUUUAUCACCAUUGGAUUUAUUGUAAAUAUAUUUUGUAUAGGGUUAUUAUUUUCUAUUAUUCAACAAUGAGACACAUUUUAUAUACUUUUUAUACUUUUAACAUUUUUUAAGUAUUUCUUUACAUUUAUGUAGGCCAAUAAUGUACCAUCACCAUUACUAUGGUUAGUAAAGGAAUUCACAAACAGACAUGUAAUAUUGUAUAUGUUGAAUAAAGGAUUGUAUUUUUGAACA
Messenger RNA from Sander lucioperca (pikeperch), 2968 nucleotides. RefSeq names its product activin A receptor like type 1 (gene acvrl1). The record is from RefSeq and is a predicted model, not a curated record. Gene Ontology annotation, biological process: protein phosphorylation; dorsal/ventral pattern formation; transforming growth factor beta receptor signaling pathway. NCBI's taxonomy places the organism in Eukaryota, Metazoa, Chordata, Actinopteri, Perciformes, Percidae. The transcript is spliced from 10 exons. Gene Ontology annotation, molecular function: ATP binding; SMAD binding; transforming growth factor beta receptor activity, type I. Bases 481 to 1992 code for a protein of 503 amino acids. Gene Ontology annotation, cellular component: BMP receptor complex; plasma membrane.